Messenger RNA from Vombatus ursinus (common wombat), 2790 nucleotides. It is a transcript of the gene GPT2, whose product is annotated as glutamic--pyruvic transaminase 2. The record is from RefSeq and is a predicted model, not a curated record. Lineage: Eukaryota; Metazoa; Chordata; Mammalia; Diprotodontia; Vombatidae. Gene Ontology annotation, molecular function: pyridoxal phosphate binding; L-alanine:2-oxoglutarate transaminase activity. The transcript is spliced from 11 exons. Gene Ontology annotation, biological process: biosynthetic process. Bases 16 to 1605 code for a protein of 529 amino acids.
ACGAGCGCCGGAGUCAUGCAGCGGGCGGCGGGCUUGGUGCUGGGGCUGCGCGCCGGCCGCUGCCCGCGCUCCCCGGGCUGGGGCCGGGGCCGGGGCCGGAGCUGGAGCAGCGCGGCGGCCGAGGCCUCGGCGGUGCUGAAGCUGCGGCCGGAGAAGAACGGGCGCCAGCGGAUCCUGACGCCCGAGUCUAUGAACCCGCUGGUGAAGGCGGUGGAGUACGCGGUGCGGGGGCCCAUCCUGCUCAAAGCCGGCGAGAUCGAGAUGGAGCUGCAGCGGGGUAUCAAAAAGCCUUUCACAGAAGUCAUAAAAGCCAACAUUGGUGAUGCCCAUGCAAUGGGCCAGCAACCAAUCACCUUCCUCCGACAGGUGGUGGCUCUUUGCACAUAUCCAAACCUGUUGGACAGCCCUAGCUUCCCAGAAGAUGCCAAGAACCGAGCCAGGAGGAUCUUAAAGGCGUGUGGGGGGAACAGCCUGGGGGCUUACAGUGCCAGCCAGGGUGUCAACUGCAUCCGUGAAGAUGUGGCGGCAUACAUCGAGAGGAGAGAUGGCGGUGUGCCUGCAGACCCAGACAACAUUUACCUAACGACUGGAGCUAGUGAUGGCAUUUCUACAAUUCUAAAGAUUCUGGUGUCUGGUGGAGGAAAGUCCCGGACUGGAGUGUUGAUCCCCAUCCCCCAGUACCCUCUGUACUCAGCUGUCAUUUCGGAGCUGGAUGCCAUCCAGGUGAACUAUUACCUGGAUGAAGAAAACUACUGGGCUCUGGAUGUAAAUGAGCUCCGACGUGCAGUGACUGAAGCCAAGGAGUACUGUAACCCCAAAGUCCUCUGCAUCAUCAAUCCUGGGAACCCUACAGGUCAGGUCCAGAGCAGAAAAUGCAUUGAAGAAGUGAUUCACUUUGCUUGGGAAGAGAAACUCUUCCUCUUGGCUGAUGAGGUGUAUCAGGACAACGUGUAUCCUAAGGACUGCCAAUUUCAUUCCUUCAAGAAGGUUCUCUAUGAGAUGGGCCCAGAGUACUCAAGCAAUGUGGAGCUUGCAUCCUUCCACUCCACCUCCAAAGGCUACAUGGGCGAGUGUGGCUACCGAGGGGGCUACAUGGAGGUGAUCAACUUACAUCCAGAGAUUAAGGGACAGCUCGUCAAGAUGCUCUCUGUCCGGCUCUGUCCCCCAGUGUCUGGACAGGCAGCCAUGGACAUUGUCGUGAACCCGCCUGUGCCUGGAGAGGAAUCUUUUGAGCAGUUCAAUAGGGAGAAGGAGUUUGUCCUGAGCAAUCUUGCAAAAAAAGCUAAGCUUACAGAAGAUUUGUUCAACCAAGUCCCAGGAAUUCACUGUAAUCCCUUACAAGGAGCAAUGUAUGCCUUUCCCAGGAUCUUCAUCCCAACGAAGGCAAUUGAGACAGCUAAGGCCCAUAAGAUGGCCCCAGACAUGUUUUACUGUAUGAAGCUUCUGGAAGAAACUGGAAUCUGUGUGGUACCUGGCAGUGGCUUUGGCCAAAGGGAAGGGACUUACCACUUAAGAAUGACCAUCCUCCCUCCUGUAGAGAAGCUAAAGAUUGUCCUGGAGAAGGUGAAGGACUUCCACAUAAAGUUUCUUGAGAAGUAUGCAUGAGGCCCAAGGCAGCAUUGCCCAAUGAGCAGAGACCUGGGGAUUUGUUUGUAAUUUGACUGGGUCCACAGAAGCCUUGGCUCAGGAAGCUUGUUGGACCAGAACCAUUCUUCCCCAACAACUCUGCUGAGCAUCUUGCCUAGGGGACUUUGUGAUGUCCAUCUUUGGUUUUAUUGUAGGAGACUUUUUGUGCCUUGAUGAUGAGAAUACUUCUCUUCCAUGUUUCUGUUUCCAACCAAUCUGGGAAUUGGUCACAAUUCAGAAAGCCCCGUAGGCCCUGACAUCCACAGAGCUGACGCGUGAACUUGAUCAGCAGACGUGGCCAACCAGUGCCCUCUGGUUUCUUUUGAAAAUCCUAUUUGAAUUUGUAAAACAAAACAAAAAAAAAGUUAUGUUGUUCUAAGUGGUUUCAGGUCUAGGUCAAAAAGCAAGUGCCAGAGAAUGUCUUAACUUCAGUAAGUAUUGGGUAGCUGAGGUUUGAGGCUAUGCUUGAUGUUAUCUAUAAAAUAAAACACUUAUCCUUAUAAGAAUCCAGUCAUUUGAGAGGAGGGGUAUUCAGAGAUUAGAUUGAGGAUGUUGAAAUCGUUGAGAGCCUUUCCCUUAAGUAUGGCAAUGGAGUUUAGAAAGUGAAAAGGCCUGACUGAUCCAGCCUGUAAGUGGAUGGGGGCUAAGAAGGCUUGUGGAAGGGUGGGGCUGAAGAGGAAGGAGAUGGAUACAUGGAGCUCUGACUCAGCAGGAAUACCACUUGGGAAAAAAUGAGAUACAGAUUUUGUCCCCAUGGAGAGCUUCAGGCAACCUGAAAUGUCUUGUUGGACACAGAUGACCAUUACCCCUGUUCUAUAGGAGGCUUCUCUUAGGGAUUUUGGGGUGAUGGAUUAAGGGACUCUUGUUACAUCCACCCUGGCACUCCUGCUGGGAAAGUUCAUGGGUUUAAGGGAAUAUCUAUUCUGCCACCCUGUGAUUUUACUGCUGCAAAAGAUCUCCCCUUCACUUCUCCUUUGCAAAUUGUCUUGGGAUGUAAAAGACCGACUUGUCUGUCCUUCUUUUCGGCACAACUGAAAAUAGGACCUAGAAGAAUGCAGUUGUGGUGAUAUGGUAGAGGCUGUUUGGUAGGCCCUUCGACACCUUUUUAUUGGCUAAAGUCUUGAGCAUCAAAGGCCUAGUAACUUUGCCCUCCCUGCCCCCCCC